AUGUGUGACCAGAGCCGUGUGGCCUCCAACCUCCGCUAUUGCAUGAUGGCCAGUGGCACCAUGAUUCUAGUGGCUGGGACACUCUGCUUUUCAUGGUGGAGUGAAGGGGAUACAGAGAUCUACCCUGGCCAGCUGGCCUCACCCACUGGGCACCCUGCAUCUGAGGGCCCCAGCCCUCUGCUCAGGUCGGUCACCUUCUUCUGCUGUGGUGCAGGGGGCCUGUUGCUGCUCUUUGGCCUGCUCUGGUCCAUCAAGGCCAGCACCCGGGGGCCACCCCAAUGGGACCCAUACCACCUCUCCAGAGACCUGCACUACCUCACAGUGGAGACGUUGGAGAAAGAGCGCUGCAGGACACCAAAGGUGGCUGCCAUCCCUACUUAUGAGGAGGCUGUGUGCUGCCCACUGGCCAUGGCCGAGGAGUCCCUGAGAUGGCCUGUGAACUCCGCAGAGGAAGACAUGAAGCACAGUGCCUCAGAAGAUGUGCUCCUUGGCACCCAGCCCCCUGGGCCUCCACCCAGCUACGAGAGCAUAGCCUUUGCCUUUGAUGCUGUUCCUGGAGAGACUACGCCCCGGACCUCCCACCAAGGCCUGUUCCUUCCCGGUGCAGGAAAAGGAAGUUAA
Messenger RNA from Elephantulus edwardii (Cape elephant shrew), 621 nucleotides. RefSeq names its product transmembrane protein 61 (gene TMEM61). Lineage: Eukaryota; Metazoa; Chordata; Mammalia; Macroscelidea; Macroscelididae. The record is from RefSeq and is a predicted model, not a curated record. The coding region runs from base 1 to 621 and encodes 206 amino acids. The transcript has 2 exons.